Molecule: messenger RNA, 1534 nt
Organism: Thunnus maccoyii (southern bluefin tuna)
Lineage: Eukaryota; Metazoa; Chordata; Actinopteri; Scombriformes; Scombridae
Gene: opn1sw1
Product: opsin 1 (cone pigments), short-wave-sensitive 1
Exons: 5
Coding region: 358-1374 (338 amino acids)
Biological process (GO): phototransduction; G protein-coupled receptor signaling pathway; visual perception
Cellular component (GO): photoreceptor outer segment; membrane
Molecular function (GO): G protein-coupled receptor activity
Source: RefSeq, a predicted model, not a curated record
UGAUUGUAUUCAUAACUUCCCUGCAGGUAAAUCUCGUCAUUAUAACGUGUUAGUUUGUGAUGUUUGCACUGUGACUACAGGAUGAGAACUUGAGAGGAUUGAGAAGAUUAAAGUUAAAUAGUUUUUUUUUCUUUUGUGUGUUUCAGACAAACGUUACGCUCUCACAGAUCCGGCUGUUUUUAUUGCACGGCUCUGCGUAAGAAGGAUUAGCAUCGUGCAGAAAACAUCGACAACUUAAUCCUACAAUGUGACUUUAGAAAAACAGAGGAGAUGUUCAGAGUAAAUCUUCAGUGUAAGUGGUUUAUGAGAGUAUAUAAAGAGGCUGAAGCGAUCGGUGAGGUUAGCUGAGGAGUCACGAUGGGGAAAUACUUCCACCUGUACGAGAACAUCUCUAAAGUGAGUCCCUUUGAGGGGCCGCAGUAUUACCUGGCCCCUCAGUGGGUCUUUUACCUGCAGACCGUCUUCAUGGGCUUCGUCCUGUUUGCUGGGACGCCGUUAAACCUGAUCGUUCUGCUGGUGACGGUGAAGUACAAGAAGCUCCAGGUGCCUCUGAACUACAUCCUGGUCAACAUCUCAUUUGCAGGCUUCAUUUUUGUGACGUUCUCCGUCAGUCAGGUGUUUGUCUCCACCAUGAAGGGGUACUUCUUCCUGGGUCAUACCAUGUGUGCCUUGGAGUCUACAAUGGGAUCUAUAGCAGGACUGGUCACAGCCUGGUCUUUGGCAGUCCUUUCAUUUGAGAGAUACCUGGUCAUCUGUAAACCUUUUGGAGCCUUUAAAUUCGGCAGUAACCACGCUCUGGCCGCUGUCGCCUUCACCUGGUUCAUGGGCAUCGGCUGUGCCAUCCCGCCUUUCUUUGGCUGGAGCAGGUAUAUUCCUGAAGGUCUGGGCUGCUCCUGUGGACCAGACUGGUACACUCACAAUGAGGAGUUUCACUGCAGCAGCUACACCAACUUCCUGAUGGUGACCUGUUUCAUCGCCCCACUUGCCAUCAUCAUCUUCUCCUAUUCUCAGUUGCUGGGCGCUCUGAGAGCGGUUGCGGCUCAGCAGGCGGAGUCCGUCUCCACCCAGAAGGCGGAGAAGGAAGUGUCGAGGAUGAUCAUCGUCAUGGUGGGAUCCUUCAUCACCUGUUAUGGCCCGUAUGCCAUUGCAGCUCUUUACUUUGCCUACUCGUCAGAUGAGAACAAAGAUUACCGCCUCGUCACCAUCCCGGCGUUUUUCUCCAAGAGCUCCUGCGUGUACAACCCACUCAUCUAUGUCUUCAUGAACAAACAGUUUAACGCCUGCAUCAUGGAGAUGGUGUUUGGAAAGAAAAUGGAUGAAUCAUCGGAGGUUUCUUCAAAGACUGAGACGUCUUCAGUGUCCGUAGCUUCUUAAUGUUCAGGACAAAACUCAGAUGGAAGACAAAAGGACAUUUCUAUCAAUGUUACAGGAAGACUCUUCAAGGCGAUGUUCCCUGUAGACCAACAUGUAAAUACAACAAAUAUUAUGAUGUAGAACGUCCCUGUUUAGAUGAAAGGCAACAAAAAUGUGAUAA